Messenger RNA from Hydractinia symbiolongicarpus, 2457 nucleotides. RefSeq names its product mitochondrial basic amino acids transporter-like. The coding region runs from base 322 to 1254 and encodes 310 amino acids. Gene Ontology annotation, cellular component: mitochondrion. Gene Ontology annotation, biological process: transmembrane transport. Gene Ontology annotation, molecular function: transmembrane transporter activity. Lineage: Eukaryota; Metazoa; Cnidaria; Hydrozoa; Anthoathecata; Hydractiniidae. The transcript has 5 exons. The record is from RefSeq and is a predicted model, not a curated record.
UUUCGCGCCCGAUUAUAACUUAAAUUUUUUUGUUUUGUUCGGCACAGAAGUUAUGCUGGGUCUCUUGGUUACCCAAAAUUUUUUUGCACACAGAGCAGAACAAUUACAAUAUCUGAUGCUAAACUUCACUCUUUUAACUAUGUUAGCGGUAGCUAGCUAACCUGUUGUAGCUAGCUAUAUAGCUAUAAUUUUAUUUGGUCCAGUUUAUUUUUUUCUUACGUUUUAUUUUACUAAAAAAUGGGUGCCUCCACAUGCUAGCGCCAUAGCCAGCUACAUAGCUAGCUAUAGCUACAUUUUGAAAAGACUGACUUUUUGAAGAAGAUGGAAGAGGAAAAAAAGCCAUCUGUAUUUCUUGAUGCUUCUGCACACUUUUUAGCAGGAUGGGUAUCAGGUUGUGCGGGUGUGUUGGUUAGUCAUCCAUUUGAUACAGUCAAGGUGAGGCUUCAAACUCAAGGUGUCGUCCCGAAUGUUACUCAACAUUAUACUGGAACAUGGCACUGUUUGGUAGACACCAUCAAACGAGAAAGUUUGUAUGGACUUUUUAAAGGGAUGUCUUCACCUCUUCUUGGUACAGCUCUUUGGAAUGCUGUUGUGUUUGGUACCUAUGGAAAUACUGUCCGUCUGCUGUCUGGAGGAGACCUUGAGAAACAACAUCAUAUGAAAACUGUGUUUUUAGGAAGUUUAGCAGCAGGAAUUGCGCAAACAUUUGUCAUCUGUCCACUGGAACUGACAAAAACCAGAUUGCAGAUACAAUCUAGUGUAGAGUCGACUGUCUAUAAGGGGUUGAUAGAUUGUGUGAAGAAAAUAUAUCAACAAGAUGGCUGGAAAGGAAUAUUCAAUGGAUACCAAGCCACUGUGUAUCGGGAUAUAAUCGGGUUUCCAGUAUAUUUUUGUGCUUUUGAAGUACUGUGUCGAAUGAUGUCAGAGGAGAAACCACCAUACAAAGACUUGGGGCCAGUGGCUUUAAUUUUGGGGGGAGGAUUAGCAGGGGCUUUGUCAUGGGCUUGUGCAUUUCCCCCAGAUGUUAUAAAAUGUCGAAUUCAGGUAGACUAUUCUGGAAAAUAUACUGAUUUUUCUGAUUGUUUCAAGAAAUCAUACAAAGAAGAAGGAAUGCAGUUAUUUCGACGAGGUUUUGCGCCUUGUGUUAUUCGUGGUUUUCCAAUGAACGCUGCUAUAUUUAGUAUUUAUCAUCUGUCAAUAAGAUUUUAUGAAGAACGAUGGACAGGUACAGAUCUUUCCAAAAAUUAUUCCUAGUAUUUUUUGAUAAUUUAUACUCUGUUUUUUUUUGCUGCACUCCUACACCAAGUUUUUGCCGAACUCAACCAAAUGAUAUGUCUUAACCGUAGUUUAGUGAAAGUUGAAAACCUCGGAAAAUUUUUUGUGCUUGUGGCGCGGCUGGUACUUAUCUCAAUCAAAAUUAAUUCACUAAUUUUCCGUCAUCGCAAAAGUUUUCGUGGAAUAAUGCUAAAUCUUUUCCAAUUUAUUUAGUGUAACUGCGAGUGUUGUAUCCGGCAUAAAUUACCUGAUACAAUUUUUUUCGCGCAAAAUUUUUUAAAAAUUUAAAAUCGGUACGGUCAAUACGCGCAAAGAGAGCGAGUGUGUGCUUAAAAAUUAAAGUUUUUUGGGGAAAAAUGUUAUCAAAUAUUCCCUAUCCUCCAAAACUAAUUUAUCUUUUCUAUCGCGAUUAUCAAUAGAUGCGAAGGUUCGAAACAGGGCCACGGGUCAUUAAAUUAUGCAUGUGACAAAAUUAGGGGAAAAGUCAUAAUAUUUGGGGGUAAUUCAUACAAUUUAUAUAUAGCGUUCGUUUAUAUUUCAAACAAAAUAUAGAGUUAUCAUAAAUAUUUUUCCAUUUUAAAUGAGAAUAUAAUAAUUUUCAUAAUCGGAUAUGUGUAAUAAUCAUAGCAGACUUUUAAAAUAUCAGCUGUUAGUAGUUUGUCUAGAAUCCUGCAAAAAGUUUAAAAUAUAUAUUUAAAGAUUUCAGAUUUUUCUUAUAUAUAUUUCUUUCUUUCUACUUGAAUAUUUAUACGUGCCAAAUUUCCCUAUUCCCCUGUGUAUAAGUACAUACAGUCUUUCCCCUCCGUGCUAUAUGCUCCGUGCAGAAAUCGGUGGUUCAUCUUAAAAAGAAUUACAAUCAACUUUGCUUUAUCUAAUUGCGUAAAUUUAACAAGAAUUUCAAUCCGUUUUAUUGUUGGUUUUUUUCUUUGUUCAGUUGCACCCGUGGUCUUUCUUACACCCACAAAGUGGCAAACAUCUAAAAUUCAGGUAUAUGGAUAUGUAGGAAAAUAGUGUACAAUUUAAUCCGUUGCACAAAAACUGUUACAAGUAAUAAACAUUAGAAAUAUUUUUUUAACGUAUUAUUUGUCGAAAAUGUUUUCAGAAUUAUUGUAUAAUAUUUUAGCACGUAAUUUGAUAGAUACUGUUUUAAAAUUUGAUACAUACUGUUUUAAGCGCAAAUAA